This is a messenger RNA of Penicillium lagena, 702 nucleotides long. RefSeq names its product alpha/beta hydrolase. The record is from RefSeq and is a predicted model, not a curated record. The transcript has 3 exons. Bases 1 to 702 code for a protein of 233 amino acids. Lineage: Eukaryota; Fungi; Ascomycota; Eurotiomycetes; Eurotiales; Aspergillaceae.
AUGUCAAUCGAGAAGCCUACCGUCCUCCUUAUUCCAGGUGCCUGGCAUCAAGGAAGCACCUUCGAGCCGGUCGCGAAUAUACUUCGAGCGCAAGGGUAUCAAGCAGAAACUAUAACUUUACCUUCUGCGGGUGGACCAGCAUCAACGACUGCCUACGAUGACGCCGAUCAUAUCCGGAAAGCGUAUCUUAACGACCUCAUUGCCCAGGGCAAGGAAGUUAUCAUCGUCAUGCACUCCUACGGUGGCAUUCCUGGCACAGAGAGUGUAAAGGGCUUGGCACGGAAAGAUCUCGUUGCGCAAGGGAAAAAGGGGGGCGUCGAGUCCUUUUUGCCCGGUGGAUUAGAUCGUUAUAUGACAACAGACGGAGAGAAAAUGUAUCCCAAGGACCCCAGGGAAAAGUUCUACAACGACAUGGACGAAGAAACUGCAUCAAAGUAUCUGGCUGCAAUAGUGCCCCAUGCCCCCGAAACUAUGCGGACUCCGCUAACCUACGCGGCCUACCAUGAUGUGCCUACCAACUACAUUUUUUGCACUCGGGAUGCGGGUUUCCCACUUUUUGCGCAACAGAGGAUAGCUGCUAUCCCGGGAGAAGGGGUUGUACACCCGUACACCGUUGACGGGGGACAUUUUGCCAUGUUGAGCAAGCCGCAGGCCGUGGCGGAUGUGAUUCACGAUGUUGCAACGAGAGCUGCUGCCGUUUGA